UGUGGUCAAAGCGACCGUGUGUUGUAAACAAACCGGAAAGAUGUUUGGAGGAUCAGCAGUUGGCGAAGACGUGGACAGCUCGGCGCAGGAGAGUAAUAUGAUGUCAUCAUUCCAAUCAGUAGAGAAUGAUAGUGAAGAGAAGUAUUUUCGAAAGUAUCAGGCUAUUUUGAGGAGGUGCAAGAGCAUUCAGAAGGAAAAUGAGAUGUUGGUCAACCGAGUAUAUCAAGUCAAAAAGAUUGUAAGAAGGUUGAGGAGAGAGAGAAAAUUUCUCAUGGAGGAGCUGGAUAAACGCGGAGAUAAUUACAGAAGUUUGCCCUUGACCAUCGCUAUUGAUGAAGAGGAAAAGUCCUUUGCUUUGCCGCAGACCUCAAGCUUGCCUGCUCUGGGGAGGCCAAGAAGUAACAGCACAGUAUCCAGUGGGAAACGUCAGGUAUGCUUUUAAAAAUUAUUUAGAUAAUUUAAACCUAUCAAUUUUCUUAGAUAUUGGCUUAGCAAAUUAUC
Molecule: messenger RNA, 501 nt
Organism: Penaeus vannamei (Pacific white shrimp)
Lineage: Eukaryota; Metazoa; Arthropoda; Malacostraca; Decapoda; Penaeidae
Source: RefSeq, a predicted model, not a curated record